ACUCAUUCAGGAAAGAAGUACUUAUUUGCUGAGGUAAAGCAAAAGCUGAGGAGGGUUUUGCCAGUGUGCAGCUGGGGAAAGGAGCAGCGAAAAAAAUCAGAUGUGAUCUCCCCUCAGAGGUACCUGAAAUCUUGCCCAGUGUGAGGGCAGAUGAGGAUCAAAAAGACAGGAGAUUCUACAUCCUGACAGCUGCUUGUGGCAUCGGGACUCACUGCUCGUCGCCUCAUUAAAGAAAAGGGAAGAUAAACCCAGCUAAAGAGGGAGAGAAAACCUGGGAAAACUUUUAUCUGCUCCUAAUGGACCUAGGUACAUCUUCAGAUUCUUUGCUUCUCCCUGUUCUAACUUUUAUGAUAUGAGAAAUUUAUUUUCUCCUUAGAGGCUGAGCACUUGCCUGAGCUGUGAUGCUUUCAGCCCCUUCAGAAGAGCAGUGGCUGUAGCAACCUUGGGUUGCAGUUUCCCAGCAUCUUGAAAGGAAAGGAUGAGGACUUGUCCCUGAGGAAAGGGAAGUAUCAUUCAAGAGAGAAUGGAUGGAACGUAUUCAAGCCUGCUUUGAACUGCACACCAUGCUGCAAAUGACAGAAAGUGAAAUCUCCCCUUGAAGAGGAACAACCCAACAACUCCCCUAAUGAGUUUGAAUUGUCAGCUCCGGCCCGAGCAACUAUUGCCCUGAGCAAUUUGACUUUUCUAAGUUUCAUAGUUGAGUGCAUUUUAAACGAAUCUGAAGACUUAUUUUGAGGUGGGGGGAGAGAGAGCGACACUUCAAGAGAGAAGUCUGUGUCUAUUCCUAUUAUCGGUGGUGAAGGUUUUUGUGCUUGGAGAGUGCCCUUCCUGACUUGGCCCCUCCCUUUGCAAAAUGAAGGGGUGCACCUGGGUGUUCGUGGCAACUUUACUUUGUCAGCAGUUCUGCCUCUUCAGAGUUAUGGCAGCAAAGAGAGAGAGGAAGAUGAAGAAGGAACCUAAUCAGUACACUGAGCCUUUCAAUGCUACCCUCUCAAACAGUGAAGAACUGCACGGGCAUCCCAAGGUCCUAGAAUCUCCAGAUCCUCGAAUCACAGAUCCACGGCGGACCUGGAUCUCCUUUGUUCACCGCCCAGAUGAUGGCAAUACCUCUAAACGAAGAUGCAAAGGGAAAGACAAGAAAUUACGUGGCCUGGUUGGGCCCCCAGGACCUCCUGGCCCCCAGGGACCUCCAGGAGCACCUGGUGCUGAAGUCACCCGGGAAGUCCUUCUGCAGGAGUUUAAGGAGAUAUUAAAAGAUGCCAUUGAGCGUCGAGCGUCCCUGGCUAUUUCAGCCCAUCCUAGCCAGCUGCCUCCACUCCUGCUCUCCUUGGAGGAAGCGUCACCCCACAGACGUGUCGAGGAGGCCUUCCAUUGCAAGCUAAAAGGACAAGUCAUUGUAGACAAGAAGACCCUGGUAGAACUUCAGAACUUUCAGUCGCCUCUGGCCAAAGGAGCUUUUCUCCGGGGGACAGGAUUAAAUCUGGCAACAGGACGUUUCACAGCACCUGUGUCUGGCAUCUACCAGUUUUCAGCCAAUGUCCACAUUGACCACAGUGAGUUGAAGAGUAAAGUCCAGCUCCGAGCCAGAGAUAAUGUCCGAGUGUUGAUCUGCAUUGAGUCUCUGUGCCACCGAUACACGUCUUUGGAAGUCAUCGCUGGUCUGGAAAGUAACAGCAAAAUCUUCACUAUCUACGUACACGGCUUACUGCAGCUGCAGGCUGGCCAGUACACCUCCAUAUUUGUGGACAACAGUGCUGGAGCUCCUGUCACCAUCCAGAAUGGGUCUGAUUUCAUGGGCAUGUUCAUGGGCGCGUAGCGUGGGCUGCAGCAGCGUGGCAGGGAAGGACGUGAAUCAGAACCUUGCAGUGUGUAUUGGACUGAAGAAACCUUUACUUUGCCUCUUGAAGACUGCUUCCUGUAACUGUUGGCAUCUUUUUAAACAAGCAAAGAGCCUUUCCUUUCACAGAUACUUCAGCUUGCUUUCAGAGGCUACUGCUUCUCAAGGUCCACUCCGGUUUGUUCAUCUGAAAAAAAAAAAAAUAAUAGACUUUUAUAAUUCAGAAGCAAACUCUGUAAUAUUUAAUUUGUGCUUCACUGGAUGCUCACUAAACAAUACACUGAGAUUUGGAAUUUGUUACCUUAUAACUUUAUUUCACAAUAGCACUUGUAAUCAGCAUGUUUUUGGGGGAUUAAUUGUGGGGUGUUUGAGCUUGUAAAUGAAGGAUUGAGAGGGGAAGUAAAAUAGUGACUAUAUUCUAUGUGUUGUGGAGGAAGAAGACAAAGAUUUGCCAGCAAAACUGCUUUUUUCAUACAAUUGUAAGUGGUAUAGGUCCUCACUGAUGUUCAGGGUUGGAUAUAUUUGACAAGAAGCAUGUUGAAUUUUCAGACAGUGCCUGCUUCAAAAAUGGGAAUCCAAGGUCUGAGCUCUUUAAUUGUGGUUCUUUAUUUCUAAGUAUUUCCUUGAUCUUAUUGAUGAAGCUGAAUACCUCGCUGCCUGCGCAGUUUUGUUUUUAUGAAAAGGUGAGGCCAAAUGGCACCAGUUCUAGCAUGAACUCCCUUACGUAUGUUCUUAUGUUUUAGUAAGAUAUACAUGUGGUUUUGGACUGCGUCACGUAAACAGGAUCCUCUCAGGUGCCGUGAAAUUGAUUGUAAAUGUGUCAAAUGCAUCACACGGGGUGUCAAAAACCUGGCAAAGACAGUGAGGGUUGCAGCCCGGGAUCAGAUGUGUCACCUCUUUGCUGCUUGUUGAACUGCAGCAAAAUAACGACAGAAAACAGGAGGCAAAACUUAAUUCCAUCAGGUGGUCAGGGGGAGCCUGUCUGAGCUCUACUAGGAGGUUGAAAGUGCUGUCAAAGACCGUCCAGUGAACGUUUUCUGCAUUUCUACAAAUCUAUUUGCAAAUGUAAGCGUGUGGGAUUGAGCCCCCAAAGCAGCUUUGCGUAUAGCUCCAGGCUAUAAACUCAUUUUAACAAAGUAAAAGGGUGUUGACAUUUCAUGGGGUUAAGGUGUUACCCACGAUGUGGUAAUAGCCUUGUGAUUAAAAAAACCACACUCCUUUAAUGUGGCUCUGUAACUUUCCCUUUCAACAGACACCUGGCCCUUUUAUUGAUUCAACUUAGCAGAGGCAAUGAUUGUGUAACUGGCAGAAAUAGACAGUAGCAAGGCCCCAAAAUAAAGUCCAGAUACUUGUUCUUGAAUGUUUGCAGUGAAUGGAAGAGAUCCCUUGGAAAGCGUUGCAGUUUUUGAUCAACUGCGAUGUCUUUGUGCAAUGAAAAGGCAGAUUGCUGGGGACGGCAGAAGGCAUGAGAGAAAUGUCAUCCGUGGCUGGGGCUGCUGUUGAGGUGCCUCAAUAGAUGAUAUUUCUGCAUCCCCAGCACCAAAGCUGCUGAGAUGGAUGGUUGCAAAGAUGUCUUGUUUCAGGAGCUGUGGAAAAAUCUGCUGUAACACCCACACGGCUGAAACCGUUUGUUUUCAUCUCCAUUAUAAAUACCUUGAGACAGAUCUUUAAGGGCACUAAAUGGUAUUUUUUCCUUUGUGAAGAACACAUUGAAGUGAUGCUUGCUGGAGGAGGAAGGAGAGGCAAUAAUCAAGUUGUGCUGCUACACAAGUCAACACAGGUAAAUUCCACUUCCCAGUCAGUGGAAUGCGGUUGUUUCAACUGGACCCGUGUCUAAAAUAGAGCAGAUACCAAUGUUUAUGUAUUCAUUCUCCACAAUACGUGCCAGAAUUCCUAGGGCUUUUUUCUUUUUUUCCCAGUACGUUUGGGGAGAAUGUCCUUUUAAGCGUAAACUGGCAGAGGGGAGUCCACAGCUAUGGAAGGCGUAGCAAGGAGCAGAAGUUCUCGCUUCUGGAGCUUCCCAAAGCACAAACCACACAUCAAUAUCACUAAACCCCAUGGAGAAAGAUUGGCUGUUUACACUGGGCUUUGAUGGAGUAAGUGUAGUCAGGGCAAUAUCCCAGCAUGUAUUUCUAGACUGUACUUUGUACUGCGUGAAUAUUUGUAAUAAAUUGGGCUGUUUCGUGCAUGACUUACAGCGACAGAAUCACAGUGUUGUGACAUUCAGCAUAUGUUGUUAUACCUAUAGAGGUUGUGUUUGUUGGUUGUUUGUUUUUUUUUUGAACCAAAUCUCACUGUUCUUGGUAAACCAGAGCUAAAAUAUUUAUUUUGUUGUAGAACUAAAAGUGUUUGUCAGAC
This is a messenger RNA of Calidris pugnax (ruff), 4195 nucleotides long. RefSeq names its product family with sequence similarity 132 member A (gene C1QTNF12). Lineage: Eukaryota; Metazoa; Chordata; Aves; Charadriiformes; Scolopacidae. Gene Ontology annotation, biological process: positive regulation of D-glucose import across plasma membrane; positive regulation of insulin receptor signaling pathway; negative regulation of gluconeogenesis. The record is from RefSeq and is a predicted model, not a curated record. Bases 854 to 1816 code for a protein of 320 amino acids. Gene Ontology annotation, molecular function: hormone activity. The transcript is spliced from 9 exons.